Messenger RNA from Funneliformis mosseae, 315 nucleotides. The record is from the annotation of a GenBank genome assembly. Lineage: Eukaryota; Fungi; Glomeromycota; Glomeromycetes; Glomerales; Glomeraceae.
AUGACUGAAAUAUGGGGAGAAAUUUCGCCGCCUAACAUCGUCCCUGAUAAAAUGGAUUUGUUUGGUCCCGCGAAUAAGCCAGAGAUUAGAAUUCAAGAACUAACCGGGGAACGUAUCAGGUUUAUACUUACAAACACAGAUUUGAGCAUGGCAAACGCCUUGAGGCGUAUAAUGAUAUCCGAAGUUGCAACAAUAGCUAUUGAUAUGGUCCAAUUCGAUCUCAAUACGUCUGUUUUGGCUGAUGAAUUUAUUGCCCAUAGGUUAGGAUUAAUACCAUUAGAUAGUACUGAGGCCGAUAAAAUCAAAUAUCCUCGG